Molecule: messenger RNA, 1158 nt
Organism: Talaromyces rugulosus
Lineage: Eukaryota; Fungi; Ascomycota; Eurotiomycetes; Eurotiales; Trichocomaceae
Exons: 2
Coding region: 1-1158 (385 amino acids)
Biological process (GO): fatty acid biosynthetic process
Cellular component (GO): mitochondrion
Molecular function (GO): [acyl-carrier-protein] S-malonyltransferase activity
Source: RefSeq, a predicted model, not a curated record
AUGCCAGCAGCUUCCCUUACCGCCAGGUGCAUCAAUGGCACCAUCUGCAGGCCAUUCUCAACACACUCUACUAACCAGACUUUACGCACGGCUCUAUUCUUUCCUGGCCACGGAGUACAUCGAAUUGGCAUGAUAUCAUCAUGGGCCGAAGCAUUUCCUAAAACCUCCAAGUCCUUCAUUGACGAGAUGGACGCUACUCUCGGAUUGCCAUUAUCCAAAAUCAUCUCAGAUGGCCCGAAUUCAGAGUUGAACCGAACCGAAAAUUCGCAGCCGUCGAUCAUGGCUACAUCCAUACUUAUCCUGCGGAUCUUAGAACAGGAGUUCGGCUUUAAGACAACAGAACGUGUAGACGUGACACUGGGACACAGCCUCGGAGAAUAUUCUGCGCUCGUUGCUGGGGGUUACCUGGACUUUGCUGCCGCCCUGAAAAUGGUGAGGGGCCGAGCCGAAGUCAUGGCGCAAUGUAGCCGGAGAGCUCGCCAAAAGUCCGGGGAUAUGUAUGGCAUGGUCGCGUUAAUCUGCGAGCCGGAUCAUCUUCAAAGCCUUAUAUCAGCCAUACGGGAAUUUCUAGACCCUGGGUCCACGGGAUCAAGGGACGACUCCAGCAAUGAGAUGUCAUCUAUACAACAGGUUUUGAUUGCUAAUAUCAAUUCUAAAAACCAAAUAGUUCUGAGCGGGAGCAUUGAAAGGAUCAAGACGCUUCUGGUUCAACUGCGACAAUUUGGUGGUCACGAUCCACGAGCCGUGAGAUUGAAGAGCGAUAGUCCUUUCCACAGCCCCAUCAUGGCCCCUGCUGCUCAAUAUAUGCGAACGCAGUUGGACGCGACUGACAUUACAUUCCCGGCAACGAUGCCAUGCGUAUCUAACGUGUCGGCUAUGCCUUUCACAUCGAAGGAUGACCUCAAAGACCUUCUCUCCAGGCAGUGUGUCGAAACUGUGAGAUGGUGGGACAGCAUCAGAUAUUUAGAUCAGGAACGAGGUGUGAAGCGAUGGAUUGGUAUUGGACCUGGAAAGGUUGGAAGAAACCUAGUUGGGAAAGAAGUCGGUCGCAUCUCUUCUAAAGGAGGGGGGGUCUGGGGUCUAUCUGACCCAAGAGAAGUCGAGGAGAUCAUGAGAGCUCUCGAAAAGCCAGAGUAUGAAGAUGUAGACAAUGCUUGA